This is a messenger RNA of Lolium rigidum, 1080 nucleotides long. Its product is annotated as vesicle transport v-SNARE 13-like. The transcript has 5 exons. Lineage: Eukaryota; Viridiplantae; Streptophyta; Magnoliopsida; Poales; Poaceae. Gene Ontology annotation, cellular component: Golgi apparatus; ER to Golgi transport vesicle membrane; endoplasmic reticulum membrane. Gene Ontology annotation, molecular function: SNARE binding; SNAP receptor activity. The record is from RefSeq and is a predicted model, not a curated record. Gene Ontology annotation, biological process: intracellular protein transport; vesicle-mediated transport; vesicle fusion. Bases 111 to 776 code for a protein of 221 amino acids.
CCGUCUCCCUCCCCAUUUUUCCCCUUCUCUCGUUCCUUCCUGUCGACUCCUCUACAGCCCUGAUCGGAACGGGGAAGACUUCAGCCGGCCGGCGACCAGAAUCAUCCACGAUGAGCGAGGUGUUCGACGGCUACGAGCGCCAGUACUGCGAGAUCUCGGCCUCCCUCUCCCGCAAAUGCACCGCCGCCUCUUCCCUAUCGGGAGAGAAGCUGAAGCAGAAGGCGUCGGAGAUCAAAUCCGGCAUCGAUGGAGCCGAGGCACUGAUAAGGAAGAUGGAUCUUGAGGCAAGGAACCUCCAGCCGAGCGUGAGGGCCGGCCUCCUCGCGAAACUCAGGGAGUACAAGUCGGAUCUUAACAACCUCAAGGGAACUCUCAAGAGAAUCACUACUGGCAAUGGCCAACAAGGGGCGAGGGAGGAGUUGCUAGAGUCAGGAAUGGCGGAUACAUUGGUGGUAUCUGCCGAUCAAAGGUCAAGAUUGCUCAGGACAACGGAAAGGCAAAAUAAGACAACUGAUAGGAUUAAAGAUAGCCAUAGAACUAUGUUGGAGACCGAAGAGCUCGGAGUCUCCAUCAUGCAUGACCUACAUCAGCAGCGCCAAUCUCUCUUACAUGCUAAUGAUACAUUGCACAGUGUGGAUGAUAACAUUGGCAAGAGCAGAAAGAUCAUGGGGGCCAUGGUGAGGAGGAUGGACAGGAACAAAUGGAUUAUUGGACUUAUCAUAACUCUCCUUGUCUUGGCGAUCCUAGUAGUCCUGUAUUUCAAGUUUGUGCAUUGAGCGAUUCCUUACCCGCCUGACGGCAGUUCUCUGCGCCAAUCGGAACUAAGGAAGACAUCCACAUUUUCCAGUGUGUUCCACAUUUUCAUGUAAACUUUUGUUUGGUUUUCAGGAAGACCAUGUUUGUUAUGGUAAAUGUGUUGUUUAUGAAAGAAAUGUUGAGAUGAUUUAACAACUUUGUAGAUAAAACAUAUCUUGUUUGCAAUGGAGACAUGCAAUGCAUGAGCAGUUUGUAUUUUGAAUUUGAACUUUGGGGUUAUAUACUCAAAGUUAAGAGUCCCCGUAAGGGCCUGUUCGGUUUGGA